CCUCCUAUAGUAUAACAUAUCGUUUGUAGACACAUCCGAGAACCAUUCCGACCGAGUGUCCCACCGUAUAUCCUCCAUCCAAAGUCAAAUCCGACUUAACAUCAAACUCAUACCCAUCACUAUUAACUCAUAAUAGUAAGAAAAGUAUCACUAACCGAUAAAUCCCCAGACUUAUCAUAGUUAAUAAAAUUAAAAUCAAAAUCAUUCCCCCCACCCCUCCCAUUUCAUUAUGGAUGUAGAACAUACUUGUCGUAUUUGUCGAGGUGAGGCGACCGACACUCAACCACUUCUUCAUCCCUGUAAAUGUCGAGGAUCUAUCAAAUAUGUUCAUCAAGAUUGUUUAUUAGAAUGGCUUAAACAUGCAAAUAAAUCAACUGAAAAAUGUGAUAUUUGUAAUACUCCUUAUACUUUUAAAAUUAUUUAUGAUCCUGCUAUGCCAUCAAGAAUUCCCAUGAAUUUAGUAUGGCAUAAAUUAAUUCAAACUAUGAGUCAUACUUUAAUAACUUCAUUAUCUUUAUCAUUAUAUGUUAUAUGUAUUUUUAUUCAAGUACCGUUUUAUUGGAAAUUUGCUGGAAGAAUUUAUACUUGGGCAUUAGAUGGGAAAUUACCUAUCCAAAAUCCUUCCUUUAAAGAUGCUUUAUUAUUUGGAGAAUAUGAUAUAAAUUCAUUUUUAUCUCAAUUUAAUUCUUCUGUAACUUCAUCUUCAUCUUCAUCUUCAUCUUCAUCUCUUUCUUCAUUAUCUUCAUUAUCUCCUACAAUUCUUAAUCCUUUCCAUUUAGAAUUCUUAACUCUUCGAAAACUUGUAUCUUAUACUUAUUUUAGUGGUUUAAGAUAUUUAAUUAUUGCAAUAAUUAUUCAUAUUGCUUUAUUUGUUGAACAUGAAUGGGUUGUAAGAGAUGAAGGUUAUCCAAAAUUAUUAAUGAAAAAAAUCGGUAAAGAACCUAGAACAAAAUUAAUUGAUAUGUUACAACAAGCUUUAGCAAGUAUAAGAAAUGAUCAAGCUAAUAAUCCUGAUGCAGCAGCAAAUUUAAGAAGAUUAGAAAUGAUAGCAACGGCUAUUGCUGAUUUACAAGAUAAUAAUAAUGAUCAAGAUCAACAAGGUAGAGAAGAAGCUUUAAGAAGAGUUAUAGAAGCAGGAAAUGCCUUUACUGAUUUAGUAAACAAUGAUCAAAUUCAUCCACAACCUCCACAAGAAGAUUUAUCAGAUGGAGAGGUAGAUGAAGACAAUGAUAGAAGAACUGUAUUUGUGAAUCCUAAUGGAAAUCCCAAUGGAAAUCCUAAUGGAAAUCUUAAUGGAAAUCCAGUUCCAGGACAAGUUCCAGGACAAGUUCCAGGUCCAGCACCUGCUGAAGUUCCUGUACCCCCAGCACCAGUACAAGUACCAGUGCCUGCACCAGUACCUGCACCAAUUCCUAAUCGAUUAGAUGAACUCUUGGCUAAUCGAUUAGAUGAAGAAACUGAUGAAUCAGAUGAUGAAGGUGCGGAUGAUGAAGCAGAAGCUGCUGCUAUUCAAGGAGCUAUGAAUGCUGGAGCCGGAGGUAUUGCUGAAUUCUUAGAAUUAUUUGGAAUUUCUUUAAACAUCAAGACUCCAAUAUUCUUAAUGUUUGUAUGUGAUUUUGUUAUUUCAGCAUAUUUAUUUAUCAUUUAUUUAAUUCCUCAUAUGUUAGGAAAUAUCUUUGUAUCAAUUAUUGGAGCCAUAAUUAAAUUUCUUAAUCAAAUAAUUAUUAAACGAUUCAUUUAUGAUUUAAGUUUAAUUAAAUUUGAUAUUUCUCAAUAUAAAACUGGUGUCGAAUUUUGUGAUUUUAGUAUAAGUUCAAUUCAAUCAUAUUUAAUAAAUCCAAUAAUUUCAACCAUUAAUAAAUUAUUCUUUGAAACCAGUGAAAAUAUUCAAUAUUCAUUAAUUGAAAGAACCAUUCUACUUGGGAUUGGUUAUUCAUUAAUUAUAUUUACAGUAUAUAAAAUUAUGAAAUCUUUAACAUCUGGUACUAAACCAAUUAUGGGGAAUCCUCGAAAAGUUUAUAAGAAACUUUUUGAAUUAACUUCAACUCUUAAAGUAUUUUUAAUAUUUGCUAUUGAAAUAUUCUUUUUCCCGGUUUAUUGUGGUUGGUUAUUAGAUUUUUGUGCUGCUCCAUUAAUUUUACCUCAAUUUACUAAACGGUUAAAUGAUAAUUCAAUUACUUUUAUUAUAUUAGUUACAUCAUAUUUUGAUUCAUUACAAAUUUCUUAUUUUAGAAUCUUACUUUAUUGGGGGUCUGGUACACUUUAUAUGCUAUUCUUUGCAUUAUUUAUUGGGAUGGUUAGAAGUACUGUAUUACGUCCAGGAGUUUUAUUCUUUAUAAGAUCUCCUGAUGAUCCAAAUGCAAGAUUAAUUCAUGAUGCAUUGGUUAAACCAUUAAUAUUACAACUUUCAAGAAUUUAUUUAAGUGCUAAAGUUUAUACGGGAUUUAUAUUAAUUGGAAUUGGAGGUAUUACUUGGGGAUUUAGAUUUUUAAUUAAUCAUUCUAAUUCUAAUUCGAAUUCGAAUUCUAAUUACGAUCAUUAUUUCUUACCUAUUGAACAACCCGGUUAUAUAGCCAUACUUAUAUUUGGAUUUUCAAUAUCAAGAAUUAUAUCAUCUCAACCAUUACUUACAAAAUAUUGUCAAAUGUAUUGGUUUAAAGCUUUUGAAAUAUCUUGUCAUAAAUUAAGACUUUCUCAUUUUAUAUUAGGUAAACCAAUAUCUCAAGAGAGAGGUUAUAUUGUUUAUCGUAAUAUAAUUCAAAGAAUUAUGGGAAAUGUUUUACCAGAUUAUACAAAACCAGUAACUUAUUCUCAAGCAUUAUCAUUAUUUAAAUUAAAUAAUGAAAUUAAUGCAUGUUUUAUCCCCAAUGGGAAUUAUGUUAGAGCUCCUGAUAAUGAUAGUGUAUCAAGAAAAUUUAUUAAGAAAUUAUUUGUUCCAGUAACUAAAGAUGAUAAAUUAUUAAGUGCCAUUGAAACUAAUAAUAUUCGAUCAGGUUAUGAAACUCCUUCAUCUGAAGAAGAUGAUGAAAUUAGUACAGAAAAUGCUUAUACCAUUGUUUAUAGACCUCCUAAAUUUAAAGCUCGAUGCUUUGGAUUAAUUUGUAUGUUAUGGAUCUUUGCUGUAUUACUUAUUUCUGGUAUAGUGUUUGGAGCUUUAGUAUUGGGAAAACCAAUCUUAUGGUUAAUAGAUAUCUUAAUCAAUUCAAGUAGUUCAACUAGUUCAACUUCAGCUAAUUGGAAAUUUGAAUUGGCUGCUUUGGGAGUAGGUCUUAGACUUCUUUUGGCUGGAUUAUCUAGUUAUGAUAAGUAUUUAGCUAGAGAGAAUGCUUCACCAGCAGCAGCAGCAGCAGCAGUAGCAGCACAAGCACAAGCACAAGUAGAACCAGAUCAACCAGAUCAACCAGAUCAACCAGCACCAGUCCUAGCAAACCGUCCUCAAAGAGUGGCAUUUGUUAAUGAUAUAGUUAACUUAAUAGUUCAACUCGAUAUCCCUCCCGUCAUUAUCCUUACUAUUAUGUUUUUCCUUUGGGGUUAUUGGAUCCUUACUAUUCAUAAGCUUUGUAUAGAUGAUCCCCUUCGAUAUUAUUUCCAAUUAACUCAUUUACCUUAUCUUAUUAGUGGAUUAUCUAUCCCAAUUCAUAUGAUAAUCUCCUUAUGGACUAUAGUUCCAUUCUUAAAUUAUGUAUUAACUAGUAUGCCACAUUUAAAUGGUGAACCAAUAGAUCGAGGUAAUAUUGGUCAAUUAUUAAAUAAGAGUGGAGUUACAACAGUAUUAAUUAAUUUUUCAAUGGUUCAUUUACCUGUAACUACUAUAUUAACCUAUUUUAAAGUUAAAGAUCAAUUGGUUAGUACAUCAUUUAGAAUUUAUAUUUGGCCAGUGGUUUGUUUAACAUUUGUAAUGUUUAAGUCCAUUCAUGGCAGUUAUAAUUUAUAUAAAGAAAUUAAUGAAAUGGUUAAGAAGGAGAAGUAUGUUAGAGGUAGAGCCAUUGAGAAUGUUGAAGGAUCAGAUGAAGAGUAAGUAGAUAGAAACAAUUAAAAUGUACAUAACAUAAACAAAGAUAACUAAAGAUA
Messenger RNA from Scheffersomyces amazonensis, 4071 nucleotides. Its product is annotated as E3 ubiquitin-protein ligase. Gene Ontology annotation, cellular component: endoplasmic reticulum membrane. NCBI's taxonomy places the organism in Eukaryota, Fungi, Ascomycota, Pichiomycetes, Serinales, Debaryomycetaceae. The record is from RefSeq and is a predicted model, not a curated record. Gene Ontology annotation, molecular function: zinc ion binding. The coding region runs from base 230 to 4018 and encodes 1262 amino acids. The transcript has a single exon.